AUGGCUGCCAUUGGAACAGUAUGGGCCAGUAUCAUGCCCAAGGGCGACAAGGACGGUGAGCAGCAAGGUGGCAUCACAUCCCAGACAACACAAGAUCUCAAGAGGCACCUGGAGGAGUACUUGAAUGGAAAAAGUUACUUGCUCUUAGUUGACGAUGUGUGGUCUGCAACAAUGUGGGAGAAGAUAAAGAACUCAUUGCCUACAAGUAAGAAAGGCAGUAGAGUAAUAGUUACCACACGGUUUCAAGCUGUUGCCAGUGCAUGCAGAAGAGACAGUGGAGAUCACAUUCACAGUGAGGACAAGUCUAAGGAAAAAAAAGAGAAAAUUCCAUCCAAACUCUGGCAAAUGUGCGGGGGUCUGCCAUUGGCCAUAGUUAUCAUGGCUGGGCAUGCCGCCUGCAACAAUGACAAACUGGCAACCAAGUGGAGUGAAGUUUGCAAAGCACUGGUACCAGACUCCGGGAAAGCUCUUGGCCAGGACGGAGUCACCAGGAUACUCAAUCACUGCUACAAUGAUAUGCCUGGUGAGAUCAGGACUUGCUCCUUGUAUCUAUGCAUAUUUCGAAAGGGCAGCAAGGUCAGCAGGAAGCGGCUGACGAGGCGUUGGCUGGCAGAGGGAUUUGUCUGCGAGAAGGAUGGGCUGAGUGCGGAAGAUGUUGCAGAGGCAUAUUUCAAUCAUCUCGUGAGGAGGAAGAUCAUACGUGCUGUGGAGCACAGCAGCAACGGCAAGGUGAAGAGCUACCAAGUCCAUGACAUGGUUCUUGAGUACAUUGUAUCCAAGGCAAGCGAGGAAAACUUCGUCACUGUGGUCGGCGGCCACUGGCUAAUGGCGCCACCUAGCAACAAAGUCCGCCGGCUGUCCCUUCAAGGCGGUGACUCGAAACACAAGAAAACAAUGGAGACCAUGAAUUUGUCUCAUGUCCGAUCUCUGACCAUAUUUGGGAGCUUAACCCAACUGCCUUCUAAUUCAUUGAAGUUUGGAAUUGUGCAAGUACUAGACCUCGAAGGUUGCCAGGAUUUCAGACAACAUCAUGCCAAGGAGAUAUGCAAGAUGCUUCUACUCAAGUACCUAAGCCUACGAAGGACAGACAUCAACAAGAUACCCAAAAAAAUUGGAAAGCUCCAAUAUCUGGAGACUCUUGACAUAAGAGAGACCAAUGUCACGGAGUUGCCGAACACCAUCUGCCAGCUUGAACGAGUAGCAAACAUACUUGGUGGGAACAAAAGAACACGGAAGGCACUGAAGCUUCCUGAAGAUCUGAAGAAGGAAACAAUGAAAAGCCUGCGCAUACUGUCAGGUAUUGAGAUCGUCGAGGGACCAGCUACAGUGGCAGACUUUCAUCAUCUGACAGAUCUGAGGAAGCUCACCAUUUACAAGCUCAACAUCAAGAAGGAUAAUAAGCUUUUCGAAGAACUAAGCUCCUCCAUUGAGUACCUUGGUGGCUAUUCUCUCCACACCCUGGUGAUUGAUGAUGAGUCGUCUGAGUUUCUAAAAUCGCUAGGUGCUCUCUCUACCCCUCCGAAGUUUCUCAAUGCCCUCGAGCUGUCUGGCAAGCUGGUUGAGCUCCCAGGAUGGAUCACAGAGCUGGAAGCUCUCACGAAGCUAACCCUCUCGGUGACGACGCUCACUACUGAUGCUCUGAAACAGUUGAGCAAGCUCAAGACAUUGUUCUCGCUCACAUUUUCACUUAACGCAGCAAAGCUGGAUCCGGAAACAACCGCCAUUAUCGAGGAGAAUAAAGAGCACUCUGAUGGGGAGAUCAUAGUUCCGGCUAGUGGAUUUGAGAACCUAAAGCUCCUUCGUAUCUCAGCUCCUUCGGUGCCGCCGCUAAGCUUUCCAGAGAAGGUGUUACCAAAGCUCGAAAGGCUUGAACUGCGGUUCAGCAAGCUGGAGGGACUAUAUAGCUUAGAGAACCUUGCAUAG
Messenger RNA from Triticum turgidum subsp. durum (durum wheat), 1923 nucleotides. The record is from the annotation of a GenBank genome assembly. NCBI's taxonomy places the organism in Eukaryota, Viridiplantae, Streptophyta, Magnoliopsida, Poales, Poaceae.